GAGGUUUCCGAGUGAGUUAUACUGACAGAUAAUUGAACUUUGAAGGAAUUUCUAAAGCUUUCCAGCACAGCUAGGUGGCACUGGAUGAUCAGGCGGGACAUUGGGAGUGUGGAUGCUGAUUUAUUCAUUGAUACUACAUGUGCCUCAGUCACACCCUGAAUUGCAGUUCUGAGCCAUGGUGCAACCGGAGAAGUUUCAGUUUGCUAUCGAUCGCGGUGGAACUUUCACCGAUAUCUUCAGCCGGUGUCCGGGGGGCAAAAUUCGUGUCAUGAAGCUGCUCUCUGAGGACCCAGCCAAUUACCAAGAUGCUCCCACCGAAGGUAUCAGGAGAAUACUACAGGAGGAGACAGGGAUGCAGCUGCCUCGGGAUCAUCUGAUUGACACCUCCAGGAUUGACUGGAUCCGGAUGGGAACGACCGUCGCCACAAACGCACUGCUGGAGCGAAAGGGAGAGCGAGUCGCACUGGUGAUCACCAAAGGGUUCAAGGACUUGCUACACAUUGGUAACCAGUCCCGGCCAAAGAUAUUCGACCUGGAGAUUGUGAUGCCGGAGGUAUUAUACGAAGAGGUAAUCGAAGUUGAUGAGCGAGUAGUUCUGCAGCAGGAUGGCUGCCAGCUGCCUAAGCAGGCUGACUUGGAGACAGCACUGGGAGCCACAGGGGAGCGUGUAGAGGUUUGGAAAGCCGUGAACAUGUCACAGCUGAAAGGGCAGCUGAUGGACAUCCUAUUGAGGGGCAUUCAGAGCCUGGCAGUGGUCCUGCUCCAUUCCUACAUAUGGCCUCAUCACGAGAAACAAAUUGGGGAUUUGGCAAAGCAACUCGGGUUCAAACACAUCUCACUGUCCUCGGAGGUGAUGCCCAUGAUCCGUGCUGUCCCUCGUGGUUACACAGCCUGCGCUGAUGCCUACCUGACACCGUGCAUUAAGAAAUACCUCAAUGGCUUCUGUGCAGGAUUCCAGGACAGUCUCAAAGAUGUUCGGGUGCUGUUCAUGCAGUCUGAUGGUGGGCUGACUCCGAUGGAGCAGUUCAGUGGGUCUCGGGCUAUCCUCUCAGGUCCAGCAGGAGGCGUCGUUGGCUACGCACGCACCACACACACGGGUGGCUGUGCAAAGCCGGUCAUUGGCUUUGACAUGGGAGGCACAUCAACAGACGUGAGCCGCUAUGCAGGGGAGUAUGAGCAUGUGUUCGAGGCUACAACUGCGGGAAUUACCAUCCAGGCCCCUCAGCUCGAUGUCAACACUGUGGCAGCCGGUGGGGGCUCCAUCCUCUGCUUCAGGUCUGGGCUGUUUGUUGUUGGUCCAGAAUCAGCUGGAGCUCAUCCGGGUCCUGCCUGUUAUCGGAAAGGAGGCCCACUUACCAUCACUGAUGCCAACCUUUGCCUCGGGCGACUGCUGCCAGAUUAUUUUCCCAAAAUCUUUGGUGCCACAGAGGACCAGCCACUGUGGAAGGAAGGGGCUCUGAACGAGUUGCAGAAAGUUGCGGAACAGGUCAACGCCUUUCUCUUUGACCAAUCACAAGGUGAUGAGGAGAACGGAAGGGGCCAAUCACCGAUGACUGUGGAGGAAGUUGCGCUGGGAUUUGUCCGGGUCGCCAAUGAGUCAAUGUGUCGACCAAUCAGAGCUCUAACUCAGGCUAAAGGUCACGAUACCUUACGCCACGUGCUGGCGUGCUUUGGAGGUGCUGGGGGCCAGCAUGCCUGCGCCAUUGCCCGGUCCCUGGGCAUGAAAACCGUCUUCAUUCACAAGUAUGGCAGUAUCCUAUCAGCCUAUGGAAUGGCCUUGGCAGAUGUGGUACAUGAAGCCCAGGAGCCAUGCAAUGCGGUGUAUGAAGGAGCCUCCUAUUCCUUUCUGGAUGAAAGGAUAGACGUGCUGGAGAAACAGUGUGUGGAUGCACUGCGUGCUCAGGGAUUUUCCAGGUGUCAGAUCAGCACGGAGGCUUUCCUUCAUUUGCGGUAUGACCGUACCGACUGUGCCCUCAUGUGUUCUGGCAGCUCACACCCUCCACGGUCUAGCUGUGACUCCUGUCGCCAUGGAGACUUCCGCGCUGUCUUCACCAGCAGGUACAUGAAAGAGUUUGGCUUCGUAAUACCGGAGCGGCCGAUCAUUGUGGAUGACAUCCGUGUGCGGGGCUGUGCCAAAUCUGCCAUCAAGAAAGAACAGAAAAUGAAAUGCAGUGGAAGAGAGCCUCGUGUUGAAACUGUGGUAAAGUGUUACUUUGAUGAGGGUUAUCUCGACACCGCUGUGUACCUCCUGGAGGAUCUGUCAUGUGAUCACACAAUUCCUGGACCUGCAAUCAUCAUUGAUAAAAACAGCACCAUCCUGGUUGAAGCAGACUGUAUCGCUGGUGUUACCCAGCUCGGUGAUAUCCAGAUCACCAUCGGCAGUGGGAAGCCACAGAUAGUCGGACCCAAACUGGACACAAUCCAGCUCUCCAUCUUUUCACAUCGCUUCAUGAGCAUUGCAGAACAGAUGGGUCGUAUCCUACAGAGAACAGCCAUCUCCACCAAUAUCAAGGAGCGACUGGACUUCUCUUGUGCUCUGUUUGGCCCCACAGGGGGCCUGGUGUCGAACGCCCCCCACAUCCCUGUGCACCUGGGAGCCAUGCAGAAGACCGUGCAGUUCCAGAUUAAUCAUUUAGGUGAUGACCUGAAAGAAGGUGAUGUCAUCCUGAGCAACCAUCCCAGUGCAGGCGGCAGCCAUCUUCCAGACCUGACAGUCAUCACUCCGGUUUUUCGAAAAGGCGUUUCUCAUGCGGUGUUUUUUGUAGCGAGCCGAGGGCACCACGCUGACAUUGGGGGCAUCACCCCUGGCUCCAUGCCACCUCACUCCAAGCUGUUGCAAGAGGAAGGAGCUGUCUUCAUUUCAUUCAAGCUGGUGAAGGAUGGAGUCUUCCAGGAGGAGGCUGUUACUGAGGCUCUCAUGGCCCCAGCUAAGAUCCCAGGCAGCAGCGGGACACGCAAUCUCCAUGACAAUCUGUCAGAUCUGCGGGCACAGGUAGCAGCUAAUCAGAAAGGGAUCCAGCUGGUCAAUGAGCUGAUCGAUGUGUACGGGUUGGAUGUGGUCCAAGCUUACAUGGCCCACAUUCAGAAUAAUGCAGAGGUUGCUGUGAAGGAGAUGCUGAAGAAGUUUGCCCAUCGAUGUCAGCAGAGAGAUGGGCUGCUGGAAGUCCAUGCUGAGGACUACAUGGAUGAUGGCACUCCAAUCAGACUGAAAGUGAAAAUCAAUGAGGCAGAGGGGACUGCUGUAUUUGAUUUUACGGGCACCGGACAUGAAGUAUUUGGGAAUUGCAAUGCCCCUCGCGCCAUCACCCUCUCUGCCCUCAUCUACUGCCUCAGGUGUAUGGUGGGACAGGACAUACCUCUCAACCAGGGCUGCCUGGCUCCAGUGAAAAUCAUCAUCCCAAAGGGAUCCAUUCUCGAUCCAUCAGCAGAUGCUGCAGUUGUGGGUGGUAAUGUGCUGACAUCACAGCGAGUUGUCGAUGUCAUAUUUAAAGCGUUUGAGGUUUGCGCAGCCUCACAGGGUUGCAUGAACAACAUUACCUUUGGUAAUGAGCGAGUGGGUUAUUAUGAGACAGUGGCUGGAGGGUCUGGAGCAGGUCCUCACUGGGAUGGACGAGGAGGGGUUCACACACACAUGACCAAUACCCGGAUCACAGACCCCGAAAUCCUGGAGAAAAGAUAUCCCGUCAUCCUGAAGAGAUUUGAACUGAACCAUGGAUCAGGGGGCCAAGGUCACCAUCCCGGGGGUGACGGGGUUAUUCGGGAGCUGCUGUUCCGAGAGAGAGUCGUCCUCUCCGUGCUGACAGAGCGACGAACGUUCUGCCCCUAUGGACUAAACGGAGGGAAGCCGGGAGCCAGGGGGCUCAACCUGCUGAUCCGGGCGGAUGGGAGGACCAUCAACCUUGGAGCAAAGACGUCUGUCACUGUUAGUGCUGGGGACACUUUCCUGUUGCUGACGCCCGGAGGGGGAGGUUGGGGCUGGGCUGAAGAUGUAACAGCCAGUUGUGAAGAUUUGCCAAGAUCGGAGCCGGUGAAGCAGAGGUCUGGAGUUUCCUUUCCCGAACGGGGAAGUGUGUUUGAAUAUAGACUGUCCCAAGAAUCGGUGUGAUCAAGAUCAACUCGAGACUCCAACAAAAUGCCCUUCCCUCUGCCAAUCAAAUUCCCGGUUAUUUCAGUAGAGCACAGGGGACAGAGGGAGACCGAUUCCCCUUCUCACUUGCUAGGUCCCCAGACAGCAAGUCCCAGAAACAGGGAUGGUGCCAGGUUUCUGUGGGAUCUUUUUCUCCCUCUCUGUCCAUCCUUCUCUCCCUCUCCGUCCAUCCUUCUCUCACCUGACUGCGCACAAUAAAAAUGAAGGGUAAUUGCCUCAGGAGAUCCCAAAGCACUUUACAGCCAGCAGCAAUACUUUAUAAAGCUUCGUCAUUGUUGCAAUAUAGGAAACUCAGCAAGUAGUUUGCACACAAGAUCCCACAAAGCACACUGAUAUAAAUGACCAGAAUUCACCUUUAUCUCCUGUUGAGGGAUAAAGAUGCUGAGACGAACUCUUAACACUCAAGCGAAAUAUUGCAGAUGCUGGAAAUCUGAAAUAAAAAUAAACAAGAAUUGCUAAUAAUACUCAACAGACAUAGACAUAGGAGCAGCAGCAGCCCAUUCAGCCCAUUGAGUUUGCUCCGUCAUUCAAUGAGAUCGAGGCUGAUCUGAUAAUCCUUAACUCCAGCUUUCUGCCUUUUCCCCAGAACCACUGAUUCCCUUCCUGAUUAAAAAUCUGUCUAUCUCAACCAUAAAAAUCCUUAAAUAUUCCACAGAUUCACUGCCCUCCAAAAGAAGAAAUUCCCCCUCAUCUCUGUCUUAAAUGAGCAAUCCAUUAUUCUGUAAUAAUGCUCUCUGGUUCUCGACUCUCCCACGAGGGGAAACAACCUUUCCACAUCUAUCCUAUCAAGUCCUCGAAUCAUCUUAUACGUGUCAAUGAGGUCACUUUUUGUCAUCCAAUCUCCAAAGAGUACAGACCCAACCCAUUCAAUCUCUCUUCAUAAGACAGUUCCUCCCUGUCUGGAGUCAGCUGAGCAAACCUUCUCUGAACUGUCUCCAAUGGCAGAAUAUCUUUUGUUAAA
Hemiscyllium ocellatum (epaulette shark) is the source of this 5108-nucleotide messenger RNA. It is a transcript of the gene oplah, whose product is annotated as 5-oxoprolinase, ATP-hydrolysing. Gene Ontology annotation, biological process: glutathione metabolic process. Gene Ontology annotation, cellular component: cytosol. The transcript is spliced from 28 exons. Gene Ontology annotation, molecular function: 5-oxoprolinase (ATP-hydrolyzing) activity. The record is from RefSeq and is a predicted model, not a curated record. NCBI's taxonomy places the organism in Eukaryota, Metazoa, Chordata, Chondrichthyes, Orectolobiformes, Hemiscylliidae. The coding region runs from base 176 to 4105 and encodes 1309 amino acids.